This is a messenger RNA of Galeopterus variegatus (Sunda flying lemur), 5529 nucleotides long. RefSeq names its product contactin-associated protein-like 2. The coding region runs from base 195 to 521 and encodes 108 amino acids. The record is from RefSeq and is a predicted model, not a curated record. Gene Ontology annotation, cellular component: membrane; cortical cytoskeleton. The transcript has 3 exons. Lineage: Eukaryota; Metazoa; Chordata; Mammalia; Dermoptera; Cynocephalidae.
AAACAGGGAAGAUUGACCAAGAGAUCCACAAAUACAACACCCCAGGAUUCACUGGUUGCCUCUCCAGAGUCCAGUUCAACCAGAUCGCCCCUCUCAAGGCUGCCUUGAGGCAGACCAACGCCUCGGCCCACGUCCACAUCCAGGGCGAGCUGGUGGAGUCCAACUGCGGGGCCUCCCCACUGACCCUGUCACCCAUGUCGUCUGCCACCGACCCCUGGCACUUAGACCACUUGGAUUCAGCCAGUGCUGAUUUUCCAUAUAAUCCAGGACAAGGCCAAGCUAUAAGAAAUGGAGUCAACAGAAAUUCGGCUAUCAUUGGAGGAGUCAUUGCUGUGGUGAUCUUCACCAUCCUCUGCACCUUGGUCUUCCUGAUCCGGUACAUGUUUCGUCACAAGGGCACCUACCACACCAAUGAAGCCAAGGGAGCAGAGUCAGCAGAGAGCGCAGAUGCUGCCAUUAUGAACAACGACCCCAAUUUCACAGAGACCAUUGACGAAAGCAAAAAGGAAUGGCUCAUUUGAGGGGUGGCUUCUUGGCUAUGGGGUAGGGAGGAGGCAAUUACUAGGGAGGAGGGAAAGGGAUCGUAGAACCCUGCUUCAUACUCUUGAGCACAUCCUUAAAAUAUCAGCACAAGUCAGGGGAGGCAAGCAACAGAGUAUUCUUCAGACUGAUCACCACAAAAAAGUACUUUUGAAUAUUUCUUUAUAGCUGAGUUUCCCCUUCUGUAUCAAGACAAAAUAAUACAAAAAAUGCUUUUAGAGUUUAAGCAAUGGUUGAAAUCUGUAGGUAAUAUCUGUCUUAUUUUGUGUGUGUUUAGAGGUGAUCUAAAAACCCGUGGCAACAGGGCAAGUUUUCUACAUUUUUAAGAGCCCUUAGAAUAUGGAUAUUUUUUCUUGGGAAAUGUGAUGACCUACAUAUGGCCUCCAACAUUCUCUUCCUUUGCUUAUAGUCAACUUUUAAUGGGCUGUUGUAGUAAAUAGUUCGUGUUCAUAUAAUAUUUGUUUUGAUGUCCUAUAAGUUGGAAAAGGAAAGAUAAGGGCAAAGAAAACCUAUUAUUUACCAGUUUUCAAAGAGACCUCAAUCUGUGCCAGUUCUCUGAGGGUUCCUGCCGGACACCAGCAGUUGAAGGGGACAGGGGUGGGCACUUGCUGUCUACAAGUAACCAACACGGCUGAAGAGAAGCGUUAAAGAACCAGGGAGAGUAAUUUACACUGGGGUUGUUGGUUUUAUUUUUCAUUUAAUUAUACAAGAUAAUAUUGUUUCAUGUAUGUAGUCUCAGACCUCUUCUGUCUCUGUAACUAUCAGCUGUUACAAAAGAUUUUCCCUCUGUUUUACCUGCAACAUAUUGGAUUACAUUAUAAGUGUGUAAACACCUCAAUGGGAAAUUAGAGCCAGAUUGUGUGGUUUGUUUGCUCUGUUUCUUUCAUAGUUGUAGCAAAAGUAUGGACACAUUCUAACAAAUGCAUGUUAGGUUGUUCAUUAUUAUUUUGCUUUAAAUCUCCAGUUUUUAUAGCCCGCAACCAAGUCGUGGCAGAUAGUGUCCUCUAAAUGGGCACAACACAAUAAAUCCAAGUUAUUAUUGCUGUUACUCUGGAAUCAUGUGGAAAAGACCACCAUAUUUUAAAUCAACCACUCCAUUUGUUGUUCCAUGCAAAGGAGACACACUGCCAUGAUUCAGGGAUCUUCUAUGACAGAUGCAUUUGAACCUCAAGUUCAUCACAAACCUGGUAACUGACUGUUGCUUCUCAGAGAAUGUCUAGUCAAUCACAUGUCUUAGUUUAAUCAGGUACCUUGACCAACUCAUUCCAACAAAUAACUCAUUGAUUUUAUUUAAAAAAUAAUAAACUUUGUGUAAACAAAUGGGGACAGUGCUCACUAUUGGAGCAUCCAAAAAUAAUUUAACUAACUUACUUUUUAAAAAAAUUUCACAAAAGUUAUUUCUAGAAUGAUUAUCAUUUAUUGUCAUUUGAUUAUCAUUUACUGACAUUAUUUUUCAGGCUUCUUAUACUUAAAGCACUUUUUAAAAAAAAUUUUAGACUCCAACAUUUUGAGGAACUAAAUAUGAUCUCUCUUUUUCCUUCUGGAAGUAAGACAAAGUUGAAAAGACAUGGAUACUAUUUUUCUGAUGGCCUGACUCAAUAAAAUGGAAAUUCUAGUUUGUGAGGAUUAUAUAUACAUACUUUUCUAGAUUCUUGGCACGCCUAACUGAGGAUCUCAGUUUCUUGGAUAACAGAAAAUGUUAUCCAGAGCUGCCCCUGGCACAUGGUACCAGCACAUGACACAUUUCAAAGGAGACUUCGAACCUGUUAAUUCCCAUUCAAGUCAAGGUAACAGAAAAAAAGGGAAUCCUGAUGCUGUUUUACGUUGCUGGUUGACCACAGGCACUAUCAUGAACACCCUUGAUUUAAAAAGGUCUUGAUCAUUCUAUAAAAUACACUUAAAAUGAAAAAGUAUUCAGUGUGACUAAAUAUCAGAACAAUGUACCACUUUCACAGGACAUAUUGAAAGCAAAGGCUGUUUUAUUUAACCAAGAUGACUACCAUUCAGGGUUCUUUUCUUAUUGUCGAAUUGGAAAAGCAAAUUUUAAACAUUAUGGUUUAGAAGUGUUUCCGGUUUUUUAAAGCCUAUUUUAUAGGUAUAACUUUUGCACUUAAUGCCAGAUGGAGAUCUAUUAUUUCUUACGUUUCCCAUGAUAUCUCUAUUCUUUACACAUCAUUUCAGCACUUUUCCCUUUUUCCAAAAAAAGGGGAUUAAAACCAUCAAAAAGAGCCCCUGAAACUAAAAUGUUUUCACCUUUUCUCUUCCCUUUCUUCUUUCCCCCUUCCUGCCACAAAAGGUGAAAAAUAAGAUUCAACCCUUCUCUCAACAAAUUUUCAAACCUAGGGCGUUGGAAUGACUGCAGGGAUCAGUGGUUUUCCCAUAUCAUUGUCAAUUAAGAUAACAGAGAGCAGCAUGACAGUCUCUUCUCAAGGGGUUACAAUGUGGCCAGCAAAAAGGACACAAAAAGGCAAAUAAAGUAUUAAGUAACUAAAUUAAGUGCCAAAUGAGUGCUAGAAAUUUUGGCCUCUCUUUGGGAUUAUGGGUUUAACAAAAAUUCCUCCGUGUAUGAAGGCAUUAGCCAAUAUGUUCUAAAUGGUAAAUAAUUUAUGUGGAAAAAAGGGAAGUAACUUUGUUUUCCAACUCUCUCCCCUGAUAGCCAUGAUAUUAUGACCCAAGCUCAAUGCCUAAUCUUGCUUUGUCAUUCAUAUCCCACAAAGUCUGGACAUCUUAUAUUCCAGUACAUCAUCAAUCAAGCACAAAUAGGCUAGUGGUUGUCUCUUUAAACAAUACAAAUAGACAAAAAAAAAAGUUGGGGGUGCUGUUUUAAAGUUUCAGGGAAACUUGAUGGCUCAUUUAGGGUUGUUUGAAAAGGGAUCAUCCUGUAUAAAGCAAACAACUACGUUAGGAGAAGCUAGGAGCAGGGGACUUUGAAUGAAUGCAAAAUUAGUGCCAUCCUAAGUUCUCAAAAUAGCAUAUUCCCUAAAGCUCAAGGAAGCUAGCUCAGGAAGUAGAAGAAGUUAUUUUAUUGUUAAGUUAUUCUCUGGCCCUUCUGAAUAUUUGAGACUAUAUUUCCCCUGUGGCUUUCAACCAACUGCUCUGAAAAAGAGACUUGUUAUGUGGAAGUUUUUGUUGAAGAGCCAGGAACAAGAGUUUCGAGUGCCUUUGUUAGAAAAUUUCCUGUUGCCCUGUAUUGACAAACAACCAUCCUUACCUAACAGGAGCAGGAAUUCAGAGGCAUGGAAAAGUACUGGCAUGAGCCAAAGACUAGAUCUUAAUGUCACUGCGGAACAUCUGUUGAGCAGCCACCAGACACAGGCUGAGCGCUGGGCACAAAGACAAGAUUUCAUAGAAAGCAUUGCAGGAAAAAGCAAACAGCUGCCAGAUAUGAAAACGCAAGUGUUCAGGUAGUGUGGAGAACGUUUAUUUCCUCCUUUGCUAAAAUGCAUUCUUUCCUAUCCUCCUUACUCUUUUUCUUCCUGUCCUCUCCACGCACAUCCUUCUCCUGUCGUAUGAACGUGUUAAGGGUCCCUUUAUGUCUCACGCCACCAAACAAUUAACACCUGAUUUGAACUUCUUGCUAUUUUUUUCCUUUUCACCAUCCAGUCCAGCAGUUUUCAAAAAGAUAGCCAGCCAAAAUGGUCCUAAAUUGCUAGUCCCAUAGAACCAACCGAUUCUAAAACAGGUGAGAAAAAAUCAAUUAACAACAUGCCCAACCGAGCUGGGCUAGAAACCAAUGGGCACGUUUUUUAAAUGGUGUGUUGGUGAGAGUGGACCCUGAGAGUCACCUGACAGUCCUAGCCCUUUCUCUCUCCCAGACUUGCUAUGGGACCUCAGUCAAGUCCCUGAACUUCUGCCCAUCUUUGCCUCAUCUUUAAGAUGGAACUGUUUUGCCUACUUCCUAAGACAAUAGGGAGGUGCCAUUGGUUCUUGACUGCAAAAUACUUUGAAACCCAAAUACAAAGACCAAAGUCAAUGGAGCCUAGCAAAACACUUAUUCUCUGGCUUGUGAUUGAAAGUCACAUCAAAAUAAACAAUGUGGCCACAUCCAGGACUGUGAAGAUUUACGGGGCCACUGUUCAACUACUAAAUUAUUAAUCAGGUAGACUGCCAGGGAACUAACCUCUCAACACUGGGACAUGGGCCCAAAAAGUCAGAAUGUUUUGUAGAUAAAACCCUGAACUCCCACCUAUAUGUGAUUAGCUCACCUUUCCUACUCUUACACGUGCCCUCCAAUGUUACUAGACUGGCUUAUGCAUAAGCCAACACAACAUGCAAAUGUGGCAUUUUCAUGUAGCCUGGUGGCUCUGCGCCUAUGCUGCAUUUACCCUGCACUGUAGUGUUGGGAGCUUUAAUGUGCAUUUCUUUGUAGGCAGUGUUUUUUUCAUAGGCAUGGUAUACAACUUCUUGUCAAUUAAAUGGGGGAAAUCACAUUAAAAAGCUGGUUUGUUACCAUCCAAAGAGCAAAGACUGGCAAAAGGUAAUAAUGAUACAUGAGUAUAUGGGCACAUGUGUAUUAAUAUACAACACUUUUGCAAGUUUAUUUCCCAGAUGAAAAUGUGCUGUGAGAACAAGUCUACUAAGAUAGUCUGCAUCAUUUCCAAGUCUCAGUAUAUUUAUAGUAACUGCUGGUUUCUGAGAUGGCUGUGAAAAUGUGGAGGUUCCUCACAAGCAAGCCAAGAAACAGCUCUAGAUGUUACUGAUACUAAGUUUUGUUGGGUUUUUUAAUUGUUAAGUGAGCAUGGUGACUGCAGAGGUAAGAGUUGUGAAAAGCUGGGCUAAAUAUUCUCUCUGUAAAGUCAAUUAGGUUUCCAUCCCUGUGAAAUAACAAAAUUUCACUCUCUAGGACCAACAGCAUGUAAACUAGAAUGAAAGAAGGAAAUUAUGUAUGUAUGCCUAAUAUUCUUUGUGAAUGUCUUUCAUUUAACUAAAAUUAUAUUAGAAGCCAGAUUGAUAAAUAAAAAAUCCAAAAUAGUUUUAAUUAUCCUUAAA